CGAUUGUGAGCCGACACAGUACCUAUGUUCCCAGCGGGAACGUGAAAGCCGUCGCGUGCACACAAACUUCCUCCAGCACUUCGGCCGUCCUCGUUUCCUCCAGCAAGAUGAGGACGCUUCUCCCGCUGCUGUCGCUGGCCGCCAUGGCCCGGGCGCUCUACUUCUACAUCGAUGUCACAUCGCCAAAAUGCUUUUUCGAGGAGCUUCCCAAGGACACUCUGGUGGUGGGCCACUACACGGCCGAGGAAUGGGACGACCGCUUGCAGGCCUGGGCGAGGCACGACGGCAUCAAAAUCUACAUCACAGUCGAUGAGGUCUUCGACAACGACCACCGCGUCGUCUCCCAACACGGCGCCUCCUCAGGCAAAUUCACGUUCACCGCCGCCGACGCAGGUGACCACAAGCUCUGCUUCACCCCUUCCUCGAACAGUGGCCGGUCUAACUGGCUAUCGCUCUCGAGCCCCAACGGGGGCAUCCGGCUGUCGCUAGACCUUGCCAUUGGCGAAACCAGUGCGCUCGAGGGCGGGGACAAGGAGAAGAUUCAGGACCUGGCGACGCGCGUGCGGGAUCUGAAUGCAAGGCUGAAUGAUAUCAGGAGAGAGCAGGUUUUCCAGCGGGAACGCGAAGCUGAAUUCCGUGACCAAUCCGAGAGCACCAACGCCCGUGUUGUCCGGUGGAUCCUGAUCCAGCUCACCGUGCUGGGCGUGACUUGCGCCUGGCAGCUGUCGCACCUGCGGUCCUUCUUCAUCAAGCAGAAGCUCACAUAGAGUCUCUCAUAAAAACUGUGAAUUCGACUAUUGUUGCUGUGUCUGGUACGGGAUUCCUGUCAGCUGAUCUGCUCUGUGUAUUGAUUCCGGUUACGGAGUGCAUGCUGUACUGUCUCGUCUCCUGGCUGAUAGAGGUGUAUGCCUCUGCUAUGAGGAUUGGAGCGGGAGUUUUUCGAACGUCUACGAGAUCAUGGUUUUACUGUAAUGAUACACAAUUGGUUAGGCGGGCGUGUGACUGGGGAUUGCGUAUGGGAACGGAUUGCUGAAAACCUACGGUCCGAGAAAACAGCUUGAGUGAACUGCAACUGGAAGGACGUUACCCUGGUGGCAGGCGGAAUCAUUUGCCUGUCCAUCUGCUAAUAGGUGGGCUUACCAGGGGAAUGAGCUGCCACGCGGACGUGUUUACACACCACCAUCCUCAUCUGUUCGUAGCUCCGUAAGUGGACUUCAAUCUCGCGCAGGAUAACAAGGGUUGCGAAGGC
Chaetomium strumarium is the source of this 1249-nucleotide messenger RNA. Its product is annotated as emp24/gp25L/p24 family/GOLD-domain-containing protein. Bases 108 to 767 code for a protein of 219 amino acids. The record is from RefSeq and is a predicted model, not a curated record. Gene Ontology annotation, cellular component: endoplasmic reticulum-Golgi intermediate compartment; COPII-coated ER to Golgi transport vesicle; Golgi apparatus. Gene Ontology annotation, biological process: Golgi organization; endoplasmic reticulum to Golgi vesicle-mediated transport; intracellular protein transport. NCBI's taxonomy places the organism in Eukaryota, Fungi, Ascomycota, Sordariomycetes, Sordariales, Chaetomiaceae. The transcript is spliced from 3 exons.